Glycine soja is the source of this 1343-nucleotide messenger RNA. RefSeq names its product ethylene-responsive transcription factor ERN3-like. Gene Ontology annotation, biological process: regulation of DNA-templated transcription. The record is from RefSeq and is a predicted model, not a curated record. The transcript has a single exon. Gene Ontology annotation, molecular function: DNA-binding transcription factor activity; DNA binding. NCBI's taxonomy places the organism in Eukaryota, Viridiplantae, Streptophyta, Magnoliopsida, Fabales, Fabaceae. Bases 149 to 904 code for a protein of 251 amino acids.
AAAAGGAUACAAGAAACAAAAUACGAGCUCUCCACUACUCUAAGCCAACUAAAUUAAAUUUAACCUAUGAUAUUUUCCUAAGCCUCUCACAUGUACCUAUAUAUAUGUUUAUGUUAUCUCUAACUUGAUUGCCCUCAUAUUAAUAAGUAUGGAGUAUCAAAACCAAAGGGCCAAGGAGGGUAGAUUCUGUGAGAAACUCAAGAUCAAGAAUAGGCCAAAGUUUGUAGGAGUGAGACAAAGGGCUUCAGGGAAAUGGGCAGCAGAGAUCAAAGACACAUCAAAGAAGAUUAGGCUUUGGCUUGGAACUUAUCAAACUGCUGAGGAAGCUGCUCGAGCUUAUGAUGAAGCUGCAUGCCUCCUUCGAGGUUCAAACACUCGCACCAAUUUUUCUACUCAAGGGUGUGGCGUUGCUACAAAUUCUCCUAUAUCUCUCAAACUCAGAAACCUCCUUGAUCGUAAAGCCAUGUCAAAUCAAAGUCAAAGUCAAAGUCAAAUUCAAAGGCAAUCCUCUAUGAUAAGUUCCACUUUCCAAGGUGCUGAUACUUCAGCUAGUCCAAAUGUUAGUGCCAUCAAUAAGAUCAUGGUUAUGGAAAACUACUCUGCUUGUAGUAGUGAAGGUAAGUCUUUGUUUUUGGUUCAGAACCACCAAGUCUGUGAUAACCCGUAUGGACUAGAUAUGAAUAUGAUCAACUGUUCAACGGGUAUCACACCAAAUACAUCGCAGUUUGAUUAUUCUUGGCCAUUAGCCCAACAAAGGAUUAACGAAUUGCCAAUAUCAAAAGAUGAUUUUGGUUUGAAUGCAGAAAGGCAAUUGUCAGGAUAUGCCACCAAUGAGUGCCAUGAGGAGGAUACGUAUGCAUAUGAUGUCAAUUAUCCUCUCUCCCACUUUUUCUGCUUCACUUGAUAUCUAUCUUAAUCUUCCUAUCUCUUCUUAAAACAUAGUUUGUAUAAUAUUACCUUGUUUCCGUGUCAUUUUCCCUGAGAGGAUAAACCAAGAGUCAAGACCAUUGAAUUUCUAAACUCACUCUGCUUCACCAAGUGCUUAUAGGAAUCAGUAACAAGAUUUUCGGUACAAUGGUACUUUGCCCAGAGUGUAACAAUUCUUUUCAACUCCUCAAAGUUAACCCAUUGGAUAUUUUGCAAGCUCGUGAUCACUUACAGUCACACCCCAUCUCAGUAUAAUAAGGAAGACUAAUGUGUGAAGUCAAAUGUGUACGCACUAUAUAUCAGUCUUCAUUCUUCUAUAAAUGUACUUAGUGCUUACAAUAUAUUCAAUCCCACUCCUUAUGGUUGGAUAAUUAGAUGAAAACGGAUAUUAAGAUGUAUUUUACUUUUUUGUGUUA